This is a messenger RNA of Acanthoscelides obtectus, 1692 nucleotides long. NCBI's taxonomy places the organism in Eukaryota, Metazoa, Arthropoda, Insecta, Coleoptera, Chrysomelidae. The record is from the annotation of a GenBank genome assembly.
AUGUUCAGUGGACGGUGUUGUGCGAUACGUAGUAGAAAAACGGAGGAAUUGUCUGUGUAUUGCAGUUCACAUUUCAAUCAAUACUAUAGGGCAGUGUUGCCGUGUACAGACCGCGCACCGCACAGGGAGACGAAUUUCAGUAAUACCUCAUAGUGCUGUUGUGGCAGGUUGCCCACAAAAAAAGCGUUGAUUACACUCCUAUGCUGAAGAAGAAACAAUCACCGAAGAAGCAUCUGGAAGUGCAGGACCAGUACUGAACGCUACCACAAUGAAAGCCGGACCCAGUAAGGAGCCUUCUAAAAAAAAGGAAAACGAGGAUUAGUGGAAACCGAUGAAACACGAGAUUUAUCAAUAACAGAGCUCCAACGUCUCGUUUUACUUGAACAACUACAAGUAUUUCGGCUAGCUAAGGAACUGCUACUUCACAAGAAAAAUAUUAAUGAAUUUGAUCCAAAUUUAUCAACUUUAAAUGAAAGUGCAGAAAUUGGAAAUCCAAUUUUCAUGAGCCUAUUUCCAGGACAGAACUGACAGAAAUACUUCAUGUUUCAUAACUGUUAUUUUUUAUUAAUUUUAAGGACUUUCUCUUAACUUACCAUUUUGAAAAUGUUAUUAAUUUUGUCAUGAGUAAUUAAACAUCGUUCUUCAACGUAUAUCUACAUAAUUUUUAAAUUUGGAUCAUGCUAGAUACUUACUUAGACCCGAAAGCCAUGAAUAAUUCUUGACAUUGCAUCUCUUCUAAAUUGACCUCUCUGACGUAUCACUCCAUUAUGGAUUUCUUCUUGUUCGCCAUCUCCCGGUAUAUCAACAGCAAAAUCUUCAUAUUCGACUUCUGCACACUGCAUGUUAUAACGUUGGUAACGGUACCGUAGAUUGAUGGACACCAAUAUCUUCUCCUAUGCCAAUUUGAAAUCCUGGAUCACCCACAUAUCUUAAAAAAACCCUCAUUCUUUCUAUAUUGCUCAAAACACCGCCCCUAUAUUCUUCUGUCUCUCCAAGAAAAUGGUUACUUAUUUAAAUUACUUAUUUUAACUUUACUAAACCGAUAUAAGGCCCGAUAGUCUACUUCCCUUGAUUCCCUACGAUGUUUAAACACCUUCGUAGGCUGAUAAAUAGGCAUAAAUUCGGCCAUUUCGUGAAGGCAUCCACUUCUUAUAAAGCUGAGUCUACUACUAAGGUAUCUCGCAUUUCUUUAAGUAUGUACUCAGCGGUCGGAGUGGACGCUCGCUUUUAUGCAUAUAAAAAUUGAAGUCGGCACUCAAGGAGCGAGCACAGCCUCACGGAAAGAGUAGAAACUUAUGAGUGUGAGCUUCUACUUACAUUUUUAUGCAUCUCAAAUGGAGUGGCUACUUUAAAAAUGCGAUUCAAAAGUAGCCACUCGCCUUUAUGCAUAUCACCCAUUAUUCAUAUGGACUUUAGAUUUUUCGUGGGUCUUCAUUUUAUCCCAUAUAUGUAUAAGAUCGUCUGUACCUUUUUUUGACGAAGUCUCGUCACCUCCAAAUAGAACACAUACAAAACAAAAUAGUUUAUUCGUUUCUUCACAACUACAUAUCCAGCUGUUUUUAUCGUACACAUUUUUAUUAAAUUUGCGACAGCGCGAUUUUUGUCCGCUACCACUUUGUUUCUCAAUUUUUAAAUCGGGUAUUGGCCGUCCUAAUUCUUUAAUUUGCAGUUUUUGAUCCAGCGAAAAACCAC